Hibiscus syriacus is the source of this 2495-nucleotide messenger RNA. Its product is annotated as YTH domain-containing protein ECT2-like. Gene Ontology annotation, biological process: mRNA destabilization. Gene Ontology annotation, cellular component: cytoplasm. Gene Ontology annotation, molecular function: mRNA binding. NCBI's taxonomy places the organism in Eukaryota, Viridiplantae, Streptophyta, Magnoliopsida, Malvales, Malvaceae. The transcript has 8 exons. The record is from RefSeq and is a predicted model, not a curated record. Bases 317 to 2122 code for a protein of 601 amino acids.
GAGAGGAGGUGGACGAGUAGUGUUUCGCCAACUCUUCCGUACUCGCAGAUAUUUCCUUCACUCCCCCCUCUUCCUUCAUCUCUCCCAAUGCCGCCGUUUCUCUCUUCUUCUUCUUCUUCUUCUCAACACAACAACACUUCACCAAAAUAGAACUCUCCAAAACGUAUUUUCAUGUUAACAACUGUGUACCAAAACCUCCCCAACUCGCUCGAUUCUCGAUCUCCGAACUCAAAUAUAUAUAUUUACCAAACAGAACUUAUCAUCUAAGUCAUAAAUAUUAUUAUUGUUAAAAUUACGUUUCGUUCGUCUAUAAUUUAUGCCAAUGGCUUUCCAGAGUGCUGAUCGAUUUGCCUCUACUGAAUCGGCCGAGGUGUUCAACGUUCUGAUUCUGGAUAGCAACAGCAACCAUGCUAAUCCGAAUGCUUUGACUAAUAAGGAUUUGGGUACUGUUGGUUCCUUGAGGGAUGGUUCACAUCAGUCAGGAUUCAUGUCAUCUGUGGUUGACUCUAAGACAACAUAUUUGUCCAAUGUCUAUUCUCCCGACGCACAGUUCUAUCAUGAAGCUCGCAAACAGGGUUCAUUGCUUCCAUAUGUUAAUGCUGAGGGUUUGGACAACGGUUUCCAUGACAUCUAUAAUGAAACUGCAUCUCUUGGAGUUCAUGGUUUUGGGCAUACCCCACAAAUGCCACAAAGAGAUUAUACUCCGGUUUCAUCUUAUCUUUCUCGUGUUGGAGAUCCUAUCCUACUGUCCAAUGCAAGGCAUUUCGGUACCUUAGAUUCAUCUUAUCACCAGCCAUCAGUUCCCCAAAAUAUUCCACAUGUUACUUCAAAGGCCCAAAUUUCUCAUUUAGAGUUUCCUGUAAAUAUUGAGCAACAACUGGUUGGAAAAAGAUUUGGGCUGAGACCCAAUUACCUUCCUCAAUCAGGAUCAUUUGGUGGAGGAAGCAACUUCUUAGCAAGCUCGAGCAGUCUUUGCUCCUCAUACCAAGCGUCUGAAGGGUUUGCAGUUGGUGGAAUCUGCUCAGACUGGUCAAAGCCUUUUAAUGGGAAGAGUUCUUUGUUUCAUACAUCAUAUCCAUCAGCUUCUCCAAAACUAGUAGGUUCACUAGAGAUUUCUUCAAAUGACCUUGCAAUGGCGUCUUUUCAAAAUGGACCAUUUAAUGGGUUUGGUUCUUGUUCUGGCUCCAACUCUAGAGGCUACAUUGGUAGCCAAAGUGAUUCAAGUGCUUGUCACGGAAGAGUCUCCUCUUCUAGUUUAGGAAUAAGUGGUCAUAACUGGCCUACCCUUGAUGAAGCAAGGCAAGGAAGGAGCUGCAAUGACUUCUCCUGCAGUUGUACUGUAACACUUGAUACACUAAGUGAACGUAACAGGGGACCUAGGGCAUUUAAGCCUAAAACUCAGAUAACUACCAAGGGUUAUAUUGUUGGUAUCAGCAAGAAUGGAACAACUAAUGACAUUACCAAUGGAUCAUACAAUCAAAACAAUUUUGCUACUGAUUAUGAAGAUGCCAAGUUCUUUGUGAUCAAGUCCUAUAGUGAAGAUAAUGUUCAUAAGAGCAUAAAGUACGGUGUCUGGGCAAGCACUCCGAUCGGCAGCAAAAAAUUGGAUACUGCUUAUCACGAGGCAAAAGCUAAACAAGGAACAUGUCCCAUCUUUCUCUUAUUUUCGGUGAAUGCAAGCGCUCAGUUUUGUGGAGUGGCCGAGAUGGUAGGACCUGUUGACUUCGAUAGAAGUGUGGAUUACUGGCUUCAGAAUAAGUGGUCUGGGCAAUUCCCUGUAAAGUGGCACAUUGUUAAAGAUGUGCCCAAUAGUCAGUUCCGCCACAUUCUGCUCGAAAGUAAUGGCAACAAGCCUGUUACUAACAGUAGAGAUACUCAAGAGGUUGAAUUCGAACAGGGUAUCGAGAUGAUAAACAUUUUCAAAAACUAUGUAGGUUGUUCUUCCAUCCUAGACGACUUCUAUUUCUACGAAGAGCGGCAGAAAGCAAUGCAGGAAAGGAAGGCCAGGCGGCUAACGACCCUAGUGGCUUCCGACGACUUUGUUCACGAAGGACCGAACCUUGCUGCACUCCCCAAUGAUCUCUUAAAGAAAAUGUCCAAGAGCUUCGCCGAAGUUCUUUAGUUGAAUGAGAAUGAGAAAGCAGGCGGAGCAACUAAAGAGGUGCUCUCUGCUGCCUGUGGAGGCCAUGGUAGAUAGCUGCAACCACAAAUUCGGCCAGCAAUGAAACGAAUAUUGUCGGUAGGGAAUUACUACGGUUUAUAUGCAUUAAAUCGUGUUCUUUACUAUUUCCCUCCCCCACGAGUUUUAAGGCACUUAGUUUGGGCUAUAACUCGGUUCAUGGAUUUUAUUUGUUUAGAUUAGACAGGUAUAUUGUGCAGUUGUCCAUAAGAUAAGACUUGGUUCAUAACUUAAUAUCGUAUGUAUACAGUCUAUACACAAUAUAUAUAUACCGCUACUGAUAUUACAGAUAUUCUAAAUUCUUUCCAAAAAGCCU